This is a messenger RNA of Trachemys scripta elegans, 12004 nucleotides long. It is a transcript of the gene APC2, whose product is annotated as APC regulator of WNT signaling pathway 2. Lineage: Eukaryota; Metazoa; Chordata; Testudines; Emydidae. The transcript is spliced from 15 exons. The record is from RefSeq and is a predicted model, not a curated record. Gene Ontology annotation, biological process: cell migration; Wnt signaling pathway; negative regulation of microtubule depolymerization. Gene Ontology annotation, molecular function: beta-catenin binding; gamma-catenin binding; microtubule binding. The coding region runs from base 59 to 7615 and encodes 2518 amino acids. Gene Ontology annotation, cellular component: beta-catenin destruction complex; cytoplasmic microtubule; catenin complex.
UUUAGGAGGAGACAGAGCGAGACGGAGACCGCGGCCGCGGCUGCAGGAUGCAGGCUCCAUGGGACUGCUCUGGUUCCUGUCCUUCCUGCAUUCCACCUUCUUUGGGGAUGAGGUGCUGGAGGAGCUGAAGAUGUCUGGCUCCAUAGCAUCCUAUGACCAGCUGGUGCGGCAGGUGGAGGCGCUGAAGAAGGAGAACACCCAUCUGCGCAGGGAGCUGGAGGACAACUCCAGCCACCUCUCCAAGCUAGAGAAUGAGACCUCGGACAUGAAGGAAGUCCUGAAGCACCUUCAGGGCAAACUGGAGCAAGAGGCCCGAGUCAUGGUGUCCUCCGGACAGACAGAGGUUCUGGACCAGCUGAAAGCUCUGCAGAUGGACAUCACCAGCCUCUACAACCUGAAGUUCCAGCCUCCCGCCCUGGCGCCCGAGCUCGCCUGCCCCGAGGGCAGCCCCGUGCACUCAGCCGCUCCCCAGAAGAAGGACAGCAUGGGGGAGCUGAGUCGAGCCACCAUCAGGAUGCUGGAGGAGCUGGACAGAGAGAGGUGUUUCCUGCUGAGCGAGAUUGAGAAGGAGGAGAAGGAGAAGCUCUGGUACUACACGCAGCUGCAGAGCCUCUCCACGCGCCUGGACGAGCUACCUCACGUGGAGACGUUCUCUAUGCAGAUGGAUCUGAUCCGGCAGCAGCUGGAGUUCGAGGCCCAGCACAUCCGCUCGCUCAUGGAGGAGCGCUUCGGGACGACCGACGAGAUGGUGCAGAGGGCUCAGAUCCGAGCGUCCCGCCUGGAGCAGAUCGACAAGGAGCUGAUGGAGGCUCAGGACCAGGUGCAGAUGUCGGAGCCGCAGCUGUGUGGGAAGCUGUCUGGCAUGGAAGGGGGCAGGAGCCUGGACAUCCCAACGCAUCCCGAGGAGGGAGGGAGCCACCUCAGCAACAAUAAGGUGGAAGUGGUCUUCUGGCUCCUGUCCAUGCUGGCCACCCGGGACAAGGACGACAUGUCCCGCACCCUGCUGGCCAUGUCCAGCUCACAGGAGAGCUGCCUGGCCAUGCGCAAGUCUGGCUGCCUCCCACUCCUCAUCCAGAUCCUGCACGACACGGACAGGGAGCCGGGAGGCCCCCAGAGCCCCGGCAGCGGCAAGGACUCCCGCAUGCGGGCCAACGCCGCCCUGCACAACAUCAUCUUCUCGCAGCCCGAUGAGGGCCAGGCCAAAAAGGAGAUGCGGGUGCUGCAUGUGCUGGAGCAGAUCCGCUCCUACUCGGAGACCUGCUGGGACUGGCUACAGAUGCAGAUGCAGAGCAAAGACGGGGGCAAGGGCCCCGAGGGCAGCGCCGUGCCGGUGCCCAUCGAGCCGCAGAUCUGCCAGGCCACAUGUGCCGUCAUGAAGCUCUCCUUCGACGAGGAGUACAGGCGGGCCAUGAACGAGCUGGGAGGUCUCCAGGCCGUGGCUGAACUGCUGCAGGUGGAUUAUGAGAUGCACAAAAUGGCCAGCGACCCUCUGAACCUGGCGCUGAGGAGAUACGCGGGCAUGGCGCUGACCAACCUCACCUUUGGGGAUGUGGUGAACAAGGCGACUCUGUCCUCCCGCCGGGGCUGCAUGCAGGCCAUUGUGGCCCAGUUGGCCUCCGAGAGCGAGGAGCUGCACCAGGUGGUCUCCAGCAUCCUGCGGAACCUCUCCUGGAGGGCAGACAUCAACAGCAAGAAGACCCUGCGCGAGGUGGGCAGCGUGACCGGCCUGAUGCAGUGCGCCCUGCGUGCCACCAAGGAAUCCACCCUGAAGAGUGUCCUCAGCGCCCUGUGGAACCUGUCCGCUCACAGCACCGAGAACAAAGCGGCCAUCUGCCUGGUGCAGGGCGCCCUGGGCUUCCUGGUGAGCACCCUCACCUACAAGUGCCAGAGCAACUCACUGGCCAUCAUCGAGAGCGGAGGCGGUAUCCUGAGGAACGUGUCCAGCCUGAUCGCCACCCGGGAGGAUUACAGGCAAGUGCUCCGGGACCACAACUGCCUGCAGACCCUGCUGCAGCACCUCAAAUCCCACAGCCUCACCAUCGUCAGCAACGCCUGCGGGACCCUCUGGAACCUCUCCGCCCGGAGCCCCAAAGACCAGGAGCUGCUGUGGGACCUGGGGGCCGUCAGCAUGCUGCGCAACCUCAUCCACUCCAAGCACAAGAUGAUCGCCAUGGGCAGCGCCGCCGCCCUCCGGAACCUGCUCACCAACCGACCCCUCAAGUACAAGGACACCGCCGUCAUCUCCCCGGGCUCCUGCAUGCCCUCGCUCUACGUGAGGAAGCAGAAGGCGCUGGAGGCCGAGCUGGAUGCGAAGCACCUAGCGGAGGCCUUCGAUACCAUGGAGAAGCAGAGCCUCAAGAAGCCCCUGAGGCACAUGGACAGCCUGGCGAAGGACUACGCCUCCGACUCCGGCUGCUUCGACGACGACGAGGUGCCCAACGUCUCGGCAGGGGCGGAGACCGGGAAUGCCUCCAUCCUCUCCAUGUUCCUCAACUCCUCCUUCCUCCAGGGCCAGGCUUUGCCCAGGGCCAUCGCCCAGCGGAGGGGCCCGGAGCCCGAGAAGGACGAGAGCAGCAAGCCGGCCGAGCCCAAGAAGCUGCCGUUGCCCGAGGAUGAGGUGUCGCUGGCGGCCGAGAAGCUGGCCAACAAGAUCUCCACCACGGUGGCCAAGAUCGACAAGCUGGUGGAGGACAUCUCCACCCUGCACACCUCCUCGGACGACAGCUUCAGCCUGAGCUCGGAGGACCACUGCCUUGACUGGCAGUACGGCUCUGAUGAGGUCCACGAGGCCCGGGCCCAGUCCUGCUCCCCGUGCCGCCUCUCGGAUGCCAGCAGCUUCGUGAAGCGGGAGAAUCUGAGCCGGGCCCACACCCUGCUGAGGCUGAAGAAGGCUUACACCAGCUUGUCCAACGACAGCCUGAACAGCGGCAGCACCAGUGACGGCUACUGCACCAAGGAUCACAUGAAGCCCUGCACCAGGGCCUCCUUCCUAGAUUACAAGGAGGAGCUGCAGAGAUACCAGAAGCGGCCCAGCAGGCUGGAUCUGAAGAACAUCCUCGUCCACAGGCCUGAGAGGAUGGAGCAGCCGGGGGUCAAGGUCAAAGAGUCUGGCGAGCCGGAGAAACUGGAUCCGAGAGACACGCAUGACAGGGCUAAGAAAGCGGUGACGUUCCCCAGCCCCAACGCCCCUGAGAAGGAGCCUGAGUGGAAGAAGGAGCCGGGUAAUGAGCUUUCUCCCGACCCUCAGGUCCACACCAUCAAACUCUCCCCUUCUUACCAGCAUGUCCCCCUGCUGGAGAACCUGGCCAAGAGCAGCCCGGCCCCUGGCGCCGUGGGGCUCUCGGGUGCUAGUUACCACCCAAUUCUCCCAGGCCGGAAGCAAGCCUGGCUCCCCACAGGGCUUCUCCAGACGGCCGAGAAUUUGAGCAAGAUCCCAGAGAAGCUGAUUGCCCACACGCCAGCCCCGGUGGAGCAGGAGUCAGUCCAGAAGUACGCGGUGGAGGACACCCCCAUUUGUUUCUCCCGGUGCAGCUCCCUCUCUUCCCUCUCCUCCGCUGACAACGUGCUGGACGGGCAGAGUCACAGCGAGAACGAGGUGGACAGCGACUCCUCCCUGGAGAUCAUCGAGGUGGAGGAGGGCGCCGAGGCCGAAGGUGACGUAGAGCAAGCCAAGGCCUGCGAUGGGAGACAGGAGAAGGUGAAGGCGGCGGAUCUGGGCCCAGCCACGCCAGGAGGGAUCUCCCAACCCAUCGCCAUCCCCUUCCAGAAGCGCGACAAGAUCUUCCUGAGGGAAUCGUCCCCAUCCCGGCACGAGGACCUGACCCCGUCCAGCUCCUCGGAGAACUACAUUCAGGAGACUCCUCUGGUGAUGAGUCGGUGUAGCUCGGUCAGCUCCCUGGGCAGCUUUGAAAGCCCAUCCAUUGCCAGCUCCAUCCAGAGCGACCCCUGUAGUGAGAUGAUCAGUGGCACCAUCAGCCCGAGUGAGCUGCCGGACAGCCCCGGUCAGACCAUGCCCCCAAGCCGCAGCAAGACGCCCCUGUUCGAACUGGGAUCCCAGCCGGAGAAGGAGACCAGCCAGUUCAACAUCCAGUGGGAAAACAACGUCAAGAAGUUCAUGGAGAUCACGGAUUUCAAGGAGCGUUUCCAGCUGCCCCAAGACCUGGACUCCAUGAUCUACUUCACGGUGGAGAAACCCAACGAGAACUUCUCCUGCGCCUCCAGCUUAAGUGCCCUGCCCCUUCACGAGCACUACAUCCAGAAGGACGUGGAGUUGAAGCUUAUGCCGCCUUUCCCCGAGAGGAACAGCCUGAAUUUCGUGGCACACGAGAAGCAGGAGGACAGGCGGGAAGAGAGAUUCGGGGAGGGCAAGAGGAAGCUGGAGCGUCCAGAGCUCAACUCAGACGAUGAUAUCGAGAUCCUGAAGGAAUGCAUCAACUCGGCCAUGCCUUCACGCUUCAGGAAGGUCAAGACCUCCCUUGUCUCCAGCCUGCCCAGCCAGGUCUUGAAUCCUCAGACCAAAAAGGCUCUGCACAUGCCGGUCUACAUGCUGGUGCCCACCCAUUCGCACCGGGGUGUCCCCAAACACCUGCGACCUGCCGCCCGGGACCUCUUCAAGGAUGACGACUCCUUCACCGACUCCGCAGAAGGCACUCCCAUCAACUUCUCCAGUGCCGCUUCCCUGAGCGACGAGACCCUCCAGUACCCGCUGAAGGAGGAGGUUGACCACAAGCGCGGCCCCGGGAAGAGGCUGGAGAGGAAGGAAGUGGCGGGGCCACCGGUGGGGCGCAAUAUGGAAGCACACCGUGAGCAAGGGAGCUUGAGUCCCGCGCCAGGCAGGAAAGCAGCUUCCAACUCCUCGACGCCCACCAAGAUGAGUACGGCCUACCAGCAGAAGGGUGGGUCGAGACAUGGCAGCCCUGUCCAGACAGGCAGGGGCCAAGCAGCUGAGGUGAAGAGAGGGCUACCUCCCCUGAAGAAUGGACCCAACCUGGAGCUGGACUUUGGCAGGGCGGGGGUCCACCCGGAGGGUGUCCCCCUCAGGAAGGGUGCUCCCUGUGAGAACAGUGCUCCCGGGGGUAUGGCCUUUCAAUCCCUGUGCCAUACCACGCCGACCGAGGAGGCCGUCUACUGCUUCUAUGAGAACGACUCCGACGACCUGCUGGAGGUGCGGAGAGACUCGCCUAAGAGGAAGGCCAGCCCUGCCCAGGCUCAGAAGAAGGAACGCUGGAGCGGCACCGCCCCUAAGAAGGAGCCGGAGCAAAGCUCCAGGCAGCUGCUGCAGGCCAAAACCAAGAUGGCCGCCAAACUCCACAACAACCUCAUUGUGGACGAGACGCCGCCCUGCUAUUCCCUCAGCUCCUCCAUGAGCUCCCUGAGUGACAUCGACCUCUGUGACCACGAGGAGCGGACAACCCUGUACAAGGCCAACAGGCAGCUGACCCUUAGCCGGAUGCAAGAGAGCGCAGCCUCUAGGGCCUUAGCCAGAGAGAGGGACACCUCCCCCAGCUCCCUGAGCUUCACCUCGGACGACGACCUGCUGCAGAAGUGCAUCGGCUCCGCCUUGCCCAGGAGGAGGCGGCACUCCGCUCGGCGCAGGAACGCCGAGCACAAGCAGAAGCUGAAAGGUGCCAACCCCAAGAGCGCCGCUGGCAAGGAACGGAAGCCGGAGCCGAGGCACAACCCAGCGGAUGAGAUGGUGUCCGACAAAGGCUCGGACCUGGACAGCGUCGAGUGGAAGGCCAUCCAAGAAGGCGCCAACUCCAUCGUCACGUGGCUGCAUCAGGCCGCAGCAUCCCUCUCCAGGGAGCCUUCCUCGGAGUCUGACUCCAUCCUCUCCUUCGUGUCAGGGCUGUCUGUUGGCCCCACCCUGCAGCUGUCCUUGGACAGGAAGGAUAAGAAGCGGGCUAGGAGUGGGGUAGGCCGUGAGGUGGAGAAGAGAGACCAUGCGAUGGUCUUUCAGGAGAGCAAGAAAGUGAUGGACGCCGGAGGCAGAAAUGCCAGGGCGGAGAAAAAUGUAAGCCGGCAGAAGCCAAUAUCUAACUUGCCAGUGGUCUUCCGAGGCAGGACAGUGAUCUACGUGCCCAGCGCAGUGAAGGACUCCCCGAGCCCCAGGUCCACCCCACAGAAAACAGCCACAACUAAGCCCGAAGCCACCAUCCAAAACCUCACCCUGAGCCAGCAGAGGUCACGAAGUCUUCACAGGCUGGGGAAGGCCUCGGAGAUGGCCGACCUCACCUUGCCCAAGAGGAGCGCCACCCCUCCUGCCAGGAUCACCAAGCCCCCCUCCUCGGGCUCCUCUAGGACCUCCACCCCCUCCCAGCCCACCCAGAAGAAGUUAACAUCGCCCUCCCAGCUCAACAAGCAACUGCCGUCUCAAGGGGUGAAGGUGGGCAGGAGCUCCCCAACAGGCUCUGCCCCCAAAGCGCCCCCGCAGAAAUCCCCAGCCACCAAGCAGCACAAGACCCAGAAAUCCCCCGUCCGCAUCCCCUUCAUGCAGAAGCCAAACAAGAAGAUGCUGCCAGCCAGGAGCUCCAUGCCGGUGCUGGAAGAGCACGUGGGCAGCCCUAAGUUGAAAGGCCAUGGGAAGGGCAUCCUACCGACUGCCCGGCUCAAUUUGGUGCGGAUGUCCUCGGCCAGGUCCAGCGGCAAUGAGUCGGACCGGUCCGGCUUCCUGAGGCAGCUCACCUUCAUCAAGGAGUCCUCUAGCCUCAUCAUGAGGCACCGCUCUGAGCUCUCCUCCUGCGAGUCCAUGUCCUCACUGUCUCAGAGCGCUUCCCCCAAGAGGAGCAGGCCAGGCCUCCCAGCUGUGUUCCUGUGUUCCUCCAGGUGCGAAGAACUCAAGGUGACCAAGCCGGUGGUGACCAGCCAGAGGCCAGUCAUCUCAAGGACCCCGGCCAACAACAAAACUUCUCCCAGUGAGAGGCCUCCUCGGAGGACCAGCUCCGAGAGCCCUUCCCGGCUGCCUGUGAAGACCAACACCCCCUCGCCCGAGCCCUUCAAGAGGUAUUCCUCCUCCCCCAACAUCAGCAUCAUCAAGAGGACCAGCAGCCCCUCCUCCGUCCUGUCCUCUUGCUCCGAGUCGUCAGCCAGGAGAAGGAAGAGCCAAGAGGCCUCCAAGCUGACCCCGAAUCCUGCAGUGGGGAACCCGGGGCAGCAGGACAAGCAGCAGAUGGCGAUGAUGAAGGGUACUUGGAGAAGGAUCCGAGACGAAGACAUCCCACACAUCCUCAAAAGCACCCUGCCUUCCUCAGCCCUGCCUCUGGUCAGCACCCUGGAGGAGGAGACCCCCAAAGCUCAGAUCCCCAUCCAGAGGAAAACCAGUGAUGCUGUGGUGCAAACUGAGGACUACCCCACCACCAAGACCAACUCCAGCACCUCUCCAACGCUGGAGACCCGGGAGAUGCCCAAGAGCGAGACAGAGUGCCUGACUUCGAUCAAGGGCACUGUGCCCAUCUCCUUCGGCCACGAAGGGCCGACUGGCUCUGUUGGGAGCUUCCCCUCCAGCAGGCACAGCUCUCCCAGUAGAUCCGCCCGGGUGACUCCCUUCAACUACGUUCCCAGCCCCAUGGUAGCACCAAUGAUCAACAACAAAUCGCUUGAAAAAAUGCCAGCUUAAGCCGCUAUUGCAAAUGCAAAGAACACCUCAACUUUGGUGAUAGUGUAUUAAGAAACGAACAAAGCCCCAGGCACUCUCCCUACUGCACCGCCCUAAGGACAAAACUCUUGUUCAUAAAGAGACAGAAGCAGCAGCGUUUUUGUCUUCUCGAGCUUAACAAACCAAGGAGGAACUUUUGCGUUGAUGUAACUGUUGGCCAGGAGGGUUGUGACAAUUUUGAUUGAGACACACAUAAACACCUGGAGAAAAGCAAGUAUUUACUCCUUUACUCUCUCCGCCCUUUCUUUUUUGUUUAAUGGAGCUUUGGAAGUUUUACCGUCGGGCACUGGGAAAGAACCAGGUAACUGCCCACUCCUAUCCCCCGACAUCUGUGUUCUGCUGAUGGCUGUGCCAGUGUCUUCUCUGCGAUGUCUGAUCACCAUACACUCUAGUUUAAGGAGAGGGAUUUUUAUCCGUGGAGUCUAGAUGGCCACAGGUGUCCUGCAGUGAAGCCUAUGGGAUGUCUUGAUGGCCUCACAGUUCACAGUUGUUGAAGAACUUUGAAGCAGCAAUCAGCCAACUUCCCCCCUAGACAGUCCAAUGCCAGGAGGGGCUGUAGGCCCAUUUUCUCCACGCUUUCAUUGAAGCACACUUGGGAUUUUCGAUCUGAGGACAACCAACAGCGGUCGUUGAUUCACUGGGGUCUCUCUAAGUUUUCUCAGGAGGUCGAGAUUUCAAAGGGAACUGGGAUUGCUGCUCUUUCUAGUUAAAAAAACAAACAAACCCAACCACCAAGAAUGCUUCAAGCAAAAGCCUUAAUCUUAGGUCUCAGCUGCAUGCUUUGUCUCACAUGUCGGCACUAAUAUCCAUGUAUCCAAAUAAUCUCAGCUAAUUUAUAGAAACACCUUCAGAAACCCACCCAUGGACCAAAAGCAGAGCGGGAGAGGGGUGGGGUGAGGGGAUCUGGGGAGGAUUCCACAAUGGGGAACAGAAGAAGGGCAGAACCUCCCCGUUACGGAACCAGCCAUUUGCGCAGCACGAGGCCUGUAAUUAUGGUGACUGGUUAAUCUGCUAAUGACUAACUUGCUGGGAUUGUGUUUGCGUUGGGUGUCACCCAGUGUCUGGGGGGAGCAGAACAGCACCUUAUUAUCGCCAAGGGAGGAGGGUUGUUAUGGAAACACUUCUCACGGCACAUGGGGGAACGCCAAGGAGCUGGGGUGAGGAAAGGCCAUUUUUGUUUUUUCAGCGGGUGAGGGGACGGGUCUGGGCGGGAGAGGCUGCUUUAUGCCGUUCAUCCUCUUUAUAAACUCAGCCCCACUAUGCAGGCUUUGCGCUAAAGGUGGGGCCAGAGGCGACUCCUAAUGAGCAUCAGGGCCUCCCUUUGGUAGUUAGUCCAGUUUGCUCUCCAACACCUCCCAGAGAAGGGGUGGGAGUCGCAGGCUUGGUGGGAUGUGAGGAAAGGAGUGAGGUCCGUACCAGUGCCCCUUGACCCUGGCCUCUGAGGCAGAGUUGCUCAUUGGGUGCCUAAUUCCAUAGGCAUGGAGUGGAAAUCUCCCCUUAAAAAUAUGGUCCUGAUUCUCGUGGUUUGACACCAGCAUCGCACCAUUGAGGUCAGUGGCAGGGGAGUGACUUCCUGAUUUGCAAACGGGAAACAGGAGGCAGAGAGAAAGAGGCACGUCUCUCUCUCUCUCUCCAUCCUCCCUCCUGCUCCCAAAGAUACUGUGCUUUAUAGGUACUCUGGGACUUGGGACUCCUUGUUUGUUUCAGGGCCUUGCCUGAUCAGAAGCAGAGGGGGUUGCCUACCACAUGUUUGGGCUUUGUUGUUACAGGUUUUGUCCAGCAUGGUCAGAUUUGGCUUUGAUUAAUGUUGCAAAGCUUGGAGGGGAACUGCCGACGUGGCUUCCUAGGCACAGGAGGGCAGAUUGCAGGGGCGGGGGGUGAAGUGGUAUUUUAAAAAAAAGAUGCGUUCUGAGGGUGUCAGUUUGGCCAGUGCCCGCUCUCUUUCAAGUGUUCUGAAUUAAUCAGAAUGCCAGAUUUUGUAUUUAAAUCUGCUGAAUGAGAAUUGUAGGGUAGGUUCCAAAGGAAUAGACGUUUGCAGGCCACCCCGAUCCCUUCACAGUAGCGAUGACAACGUGCAGGGUCUUUAUGACAGAGGCAGUUGUUCUUACCAGGUCAUGGCUCGAUUCCAAGGUGGGCUAUUCCAGUCCACCUCCCUAGAACUAUCCAGGCGUUCUUGAUUUCCAGGGCAUACUUGAUUUCCACAACUGGCAGUGUUGCUGUGUGCUGUUGAAAGGAGCCACCACGUUCAGCCCCAGAGGUGGCUUUAUUUCAGUGGCAGAUGAAGAUACUUGCAUAUAAAGGUGCUGUUGUAUGGGGCAAAAUGCUGGUCUCAUUGAAGCCUAUGUAAGUUUUGUCACUGACUUCCCAGGGGCCCCUAUUCAGUCUGUGCUGUGCAAAAUGCUUUGGGACCCUUUUGAAUGAAAGAUAAAGAUGGCUAUUUAAUAUCUGUAAUACAGUAGCAUCCUCAGUGCCCCCCCCCCCCCAUGGGUCGGGUGCCCCAAGACACGCUGUAGAAACAGGAGACGAUGGGCAGGAAGGGGACAGUGGGUUAGGAGAGUGCAGGUCGGAACAAGGACAGAGCAGAGCUGUUGCAGCCUUAGGUAGAAAGGCUGGCAGAAUGGCUGUGGCUUAGGACUGUGGACGGCUGGCAUCAAGGACUUGUUCUGUCACAGACUCCCUGGGUGACCGUGGCCCUCCUUGUGCCUCACUUCCCCAUCUGUAAAAUAAGGACAUAGCCCUGCCUCCCAGGGAGGUUAUGAGGAUUAAACGCGGUAAGUUGCCCAGGUGAUAUGGUAAUGGGGUGGGGGUCAUAUACAUACCAGCUCCAAUGGAGAGUGAGAGUCAUACAAGGUACUCACUGAAAAUACUAAACACUGGGGGGGGGACGGGGGACGACACAUUUUCAAAAGUAUCUCAGUGGCUUAGGAGCACAAGGGCUUCUCUAAACCUGGAGCAACUCAGGAACAGCUAUUCAGGAAGACUUCCAUGUGUGGACGCUCUUAUUCACUUUGGAAGUGGGGCAAGUUCAACAGCGCCACCACAGUUGUAGUCCGGAAUGAGAGGCUGGCAUUCACAAAGGGGACGUGUGCAUCUAACGGCCCCACUUUGGAGCUGCAUGAAAGGCCCUUGGCCCCGACAUUUUAAGUCCUCAAGGUGCCAAAAUUUCCAGUUUUUCAACAGAAACCCCCUCCCCCACCAAAAUUCCAGUUUUUGAUUAAAAACCUCUCAAAACAGAAACACGUGACUGAAAAUGGACAAUGUGUCACCCAUAAGGGCUGCAAAAUAUUGUUUCUUUUGAUUUUUUUCAUGGAAAAACCCUUCCCCAGCCACUCUACUAAGCCCCUGACGUUGCUUUCAGGAGCUAGGCAGAGCCUUGUAGGCCGUUCAAAAUAUAGACGUGUCAUAUUUUGGAGUGACGCUAGGCUUGGCGAAAAGACAGCCCUGUAGCUGAAAGGCUCCGGUCGAUCACAGAGCAGGGCAGUGGCUGGGCAUCGCCCAUGUGCCUGGGGUGGACUGGCAGCCUGGCAGAUAGGCCCCCCCAUCAGUGCCACGGAUGGUUUUUAUGGGGUGGAGAUGGGUCCACUAAGAACUGGACUAAAUCCACCAAGGCACAGCCUUCCCCUCCCCCCCCAACAGCCAUUGGAUGGGCUGUGUGAGACCAGGAGGGCCAGCCUGUACCUCUUCUCCCCCAGCAGCUGCUAAAUACAUCCUGCAGCAGGAAGUUCCCUUACAUGUUUUUUCCCUCCUUUCUCUGGGCGUUUUGAAGCAGUGCUGAAAGUGGAGGCCUGGCCUGUGUCUGAGGCCUGGUGCUGUGCUCUUUAUGUUGUCCGCACUCAGUGUGCGAGCAGGGGAAGUGUAGGGGUGGGGGGUCCUGGCCCCCUAUAGCAAGCUCCCCAACUUGAGUCCAGCCUGCUAGCCUUGUCAGCCAGGCCCUGCUCUGCAAAGCUACACAGCGAAAACCACCUCGGGUUUGGGGUUGGCUGGCUUGGGGUUGCUGUGGUGAUUUCCACCCAUGCACACUGGGUGUGAAAUGCCACCAAGUUGGAACCGCAGCAGUUUCCCCCUUGGCUUUGCAUGGUUUUGAGUGACGCCCCAGGUGCCAAAAAGAGCAAAGUGGGGCCAGCUUCUUGCCCCGAACAAGGCCACUUGCUUUGCCCCCUGCCUGCCUCACUAGCGGUAGACGAGCUAACGCUCCCGCUUCCCUCUCCCUGGGGAGCGGUGGGUUAAUUCGCUUUGGAAGGGGCUUGAGUCACAUGUGUUGCAACUCUUGUUACAAAAAUGAAGCGGGGGGCAGAACGGGGCUGCUGGGGCACCUUACCGUUGUGGGGCCUGGCAUGCAGCUGAUGGGGC